UUCUCUAUGAGAAAUAUAUGAUUAUUAUUUAGUGCGCAAUUGAAUACACAAUUAUUUCAAACUAUGUGUUUUUGGACAAUGAAUACUAAAUUUAACAAAAGCGGGUUGCAAGUGAAUAAUGUUCGAAACCGUAGGCCCACUGUUACUUCAAUAUAAAACAUUUAAUAAGUACAUACUAUACAUAUGUUAAAACACACAAUUGCCUAAUUUCAAAAUAGAUUUUGGUUGUACAAGUGUAUAAAAAUAAAACAAAUACCGAUAGAUAAGUAUAUAUCUACUUAUGUACAAUUGCAUUCACCAACGGUUUGAUCAAAAAUCAUGCUGGCCAACUCAUUCUGCGGUUGGAGAAAAUAUAAAACCCAUGAUCAACAUCAUAGAACCCUAAAGAGAAAAAAACGACAGAACACAUCAGAGACAACAGUUCACAUAGAAGUAAACUCCAACGAAAUCCAGUUUCCAGGUUCUUACAGAUUUAAUUUUGACUCAAAAAACAUAAAUAUCGGGCGAAUGAAUAUUCUUGGACAUAAGAGAGGUAAUUUCCGUGUAACUCGAUAUGUCACGGUCACCGUACUCUUAAUUUUAUCGACUGCAGUCAAUGCUUAUGCUCAGCCAGAAAUUAAAAACUUCAGUAAUUCUUCCAACGGCGUUAGUCCGGAAAUGGUUAUGUUGAGUAACGAAACAAGCAAUAGUGCAAACGUACUAUCAGAAAAAAAUGAUUCUUCUUCAAUAUCGGCGGAUGAUAAAAUAAAUGAAAAUAUGGGAAUAUUUCAAAUGAAAGUACAAAGUAAACAGGGGAAAAAAAGUACCCCUUUAGCAAAGGUAUCAGAGCAUGGAGAUCUAUCAAGAGUUCAAAGUGUAUCUUUGUAUCGCAAUACCUUAAUAAAUAUAGAAAGUAUGCUACAACGUCAGUUGCGUGAGAAAGCUAAAGUGGAUAGUAUAGAAUCGAUUAAAAUGCACAUACUUAUGCGCUUGAAUUUAAAAAAACUUCCCAAUAUAACAAAACCAAUUUCAGUACCACAAAAUAUAAUAGAUAACUUUUAUAGAGAUUAUAAUGCAUCUUCAAAAAAUACUGUUUGGAAUCGCAUGGAAAACAUUGACGAAUCUCAUUUAUCUAUAAAUGACACUUAUGGCGGCCACAUAAUGACUGAUUUUUCUGAAGAAAGUUCAUCCUCCCAAAUGCAGGGAGAUGAUGCUAACACUGUUAAUGAAUUUUUGGUAGAUUUGAAUAAAAAUCAAGCUAAAAAAUCGGACAUUCCCAUUAAUACCAACGAUGAGGAGUACGAAAGUAUUUUGUCUCACAUCAGCAGUAUUUACAUCUUUCCCGAAGAAAUUCAACCUCAUGUUCGACACAAUCGCAAGGUCGAUGUUUUUCGAUUUCAAAUUGACAGUAGCUACUCUGAUUUGUCUUACGCUACCCUUCAUCUAUAUUUACGUGGUUGGGAUUGGAUAAGUGCUCAUCAACCUGGACUUCUUGAAGAAAUUAAAAAACAGCCACGUAAAGAUAUUGUUGUGACUAUUCACCGCGCUAUUAGGGUUGCAAAUACAACAAGCUUUACUCCGAAAGUCAAAAUGUUUGAGUUUCGACAUAGUAUUCCCUCAGGACUUGGACAAUGGGUUGCUGUGGACUUAAAGUCUCUGCUUGGUAAUCUAGGGUCUAAUAUGACGCAGGAAAUUCUAAUAAAGGGCGCAGAAACCUGGAUGAAGACAUUAGUGGUGACCACAGACAACACAUCGAAAAAUCCAUUGACUGUUCACAUAGAAAUUGGGUCGCAAAAAAAGCAUCGGAGAAAGCGCAGCGUAUAUAUGGACUGCACAGAAAAUGAUCAUGACAUGCGCUGUUGUCGAUAUCCCCUUAAAGUUAAUUUCACCAGUUUUGGAUGGCAUUUCGUUGUAGCACCAACGUCCUUUGACGCAUACUUCUGCAGUGGUGAUUGCAAAGUUGGUUACCUAGAGCAAUAUCCCCAUACACAUUUAGCAGCCUUAACGACAUCGGCCACACCGUGUUGCUCGCCGACAAAAAUGAGUUCCUUAAGUUUGUUAUAUUUUGAUGAUAACCAUAAUCUGGUUUUAAGUGUUAUACCAAAUAUGUCUGUCGAGGGUUGCAGCUGUUCUUAGCGAACAAAAUUCGAAAGUGUCCUUUAAAAAUAGAUCUUAUACAUAUGGUAUGUAAAUAAAUUAACGCAAAGGAAUAUUGACCUGUUUAAGAACGCUAGUUUAAAGUACAAUUCUCAGAUUUUAUAUAAAAUUUACACCUUUUAAAUGUAAAAUAUACCAGAUUGCAUUCUGAUGAUUCCCAAACGAAUAAAUAGAUCGCAAUUAAAAACAGUAAAAAUUGAAAAAAAUAUAUAUAUUUAAAAAUGAAUUCCUACAUUACCUUAUAAGAUAAAUAUAGAGCCAAGCAAUAUCUUUUAAACUGUGCAUUACAAAUUACAAAUGAAAAGCAAACAAAAAAUAAUCGUUUUAUAUAAAAUGAUUGUAUGACGCAUAAAGAAAUACAAGGUUAAAAUAAACUAAGUACCUUAAGUUUUGAUAAAAAUCGAAUGAAUAACAAAUGGCACCGUAAGACAAAUAUAGUCUGAACGGCUAAAUGUGGAUCAUUUACGGCUGUGUGAUUACCUAAUUUGGAUACACAGCUAAAUGUAUAAAGAUGGUCAUAUCCUAUCAUAUUCAUAGCAUAGAGAAUAUUUUACAGUGAACGGAUUCGUGCGUGUGCAAACGAGACUUCUAAAUGCUGUUCCUUUCAAGACAAGUAAGGAAUUGUCUGAAUUAUAUUGAUUAGAACAGAGGCUAGCCUUAAGUUUCGCCAAGCACACAGAACCUAUUUGAAAAUCAUUAGAAGUUAAAUAACGUGUCAGAGAAAUAGAGAUAUACAAGUAGCAAUGCAGCGCAGUGGCGCUACAGCGCUCACUAUAUCUCCAUCUUUAUAUUGUGCUUUAAAAAAAUAUGCUAGAAUAGGUUAGUUUUGAAACAUAUUCCGAUUAGUUCCUACGAUAUAAGCUCGAAUGCAUGCUUAAGUGCCAAAGAAUUUCUUUUUCUAAUGCGUUCUUUUCGAAUCUUCUAUAAACACCUAUACUUGUCGCGGAAUUGGCUUCUAAACGUUUUCAAGAGUACUUAGGAGUCAUAAACUAGUUUGAACUAUUCCUUCUUAGCUAAAACACACAAGAGAUUCUCCAAUUCCGGCCUACCCAACUAGUUUCCGCCCUAACCAUUUAUGUUGCCAAUAAAUAUAAUUUUGAGAAGUGCUCCAACAUCAACUGGUAGGUAAGCACUUAUAGGCGAUAAUCGUGAAAUGGUCGUGUGACAUUCCGAAUAUAGAGUGGGUGAAGAUGUAAGAUGUAAACCCUUGAAAAAAGUUACUGCGUUUUGACAAAAACACAGGCGCGCUAAGGAGUACCAUAGUAUAUAUCGCCAAGGAGUCAUACGAUCUUUUCCGGAUUACACGUCUAAGGAGUUCUCUUGUUUUUUUAUUUUAAUUGAAUAUCGGUUCAAUUAAGCUUUCGGUAUAAACUCAAAAUGUCAACCCCCUCCUACUAAUAAGCCAACAAAUUUAUUUCCGAAAAAUUUAUUAUAUAACCAUUUAGUGAUACAUUACUAUAUAAAUUGAUAUACUUAUAUUUCCAUAAAUAUUUCUCAUAUAAACUUAGGGGUCUCGGUUCUGAAGUUGGCCUUUUAAUAUGAAUACUAAUCAGUAAAAUGGGAAUGCCGAUCUGAGUCGAUAUAUGAAAUGUACUUUAAGAUAUUUUACUUUCUGCGAACACAAUACGGAUAUUUUCAUAUUUUUAAUAUUGUUUAUGUUAUUGGGCGCUUACUUUUAUUUUAAUUACUUUUGUA
Molecule: messenger RNA, 3831 nt
Organism: Drosophila mauritiana
Lineage: Eukaryota; Metazoa; Arthropoda; Insecta; Diptera; Drosophilidae
Gene: myo
Product: growth/differentiation factor 8
Exons: 4
Coding region: 319-2115 (598 amino acids)
Biological process (GO): SMAD protein signal transduction
Cellular component (GO): extracellular region
Molecular function (GO): growth factor activity; cytokine activity
Source: RefSeq, a predicted model, not a curated record